Aspergillus caelatus is the source of this 1014-nucleotide messenger RNA. RefSeq lists its product as uncharacterized. NCBI's taxonomy places the organism in Eukaryota, Fungi, Ascomycota, Eurotiomycetes, Eurotiales, Aspergillaceae. The transcript has a single exon. The record is from RefSeq and is a predicted model, not a curated record. Bases 74 to 874 code for a protein of 266 amino acids.
GUCUCUCAAAACAUAUAAGCAAUCGUAGGCCCAGCCUCUAACUGACCGUUGCGUCCUUGCGAUCGGAUCAAAAAUGGCAAGACGAUUCCCAACCCGCCUCCUCUUCACACUAGCAACGCCCCCCUUACUAGUGGGCUACGGUACACAUAUCUGGCUAAACUCGCUGGAAGCACGAUACCCCCCUAUUGCUCCAGACAGAUCCAGCACAGAGCUUCUCCGUACACCAGCCAACUCAACAACUCAACAUGUCCCCCACAUAGACAUCUACGCCGCCCGGAUCCGCCUCCGCGACCUACAAGCACGGACCAACACCCCCACAGAAAAACUCACGAAACAAGACCUGAACACUGCCUGGGCACAAUCACUAUUAAGCUGCAGUGUACUUCGUCUAGAAGCUAAAGUAAUCGGACUCUUCCGCAAGGGCAGAUGUGACCCAGGCGAUCUCGGUACCACUCCGACAGGGUUCAGCCCUGAUCCAGAAACGGGAGCGCCGCGCGAGCUUCUGAAUGGAGCUAUGACUGUUAUUCGACCGCCGGUGGGAGACGAGCCUUUGCUAGUGAAGUGGGGGAUUCCGGAUGAGCCCAGGCGGUUCUUUGAGAUGAUUGCUCUUUGGGGGUAUCCGUGGCGCUUGAUGACGGGCGGACGGCAUGAGAUGAGUGUUGAAGGGCCGUUUGACGGCGAAGGGGAUGAGGAGGGUCUAGGGCCGUUUGUGGAGGUGCGUUUCGCUUCAGCGCACACGUAUGAGAUUGUACCCGAGGAGGGAGGUAUUUCACAGCAGAAGACUAUUCCGAAGUGGGUUGGAAGGUUGCAUCGUGGGUAUGCGAGGUUUUUGUUGGAUACUGCUGUGAAGGAGCUGGUGGAGGGGACGGAAUGAUGGGUUCAAUUGAGUGGGUUUGACAACUCUUGAUAUGACCCUACGAUUUGUGUGUAUGCUACUUUGUAUCUUUAUGUGAUGUAUUUGAGCGUAUAGAAGUUAGAUUUCGGUAUGAACGUCAUAGAAAUGCGCGCGCUGGC